AAUGUGGCGGAGUGAUACCAAGGCAGCUAUAUGGAAGUGGUGAGAGAAGUCAUGGGACGGAUCUACUAGGUAGGUAGCAUAGCUUCCGUUAGCCAUUCGUCGGUGUACAUUGUAGGUCAUGGUACAGUAUAAGUUUAGUCUGAUGUGAUAUUAUAGAAACAUUUCUGUGUGUCACGUCCCGGUAGAUGUUUAUGGAUUGCCAGAAGUUGAAGUGACUUUGAGCGGACUUACAGGUAACGUUACGAAAAUGCCUUUGCAUGGAAAAAUUGUCGUGAUAAAGAGGAGUGGAGGAGAUGGGACUGAAUUUCCUCUUACUGGAACAUGCUUGUUUGGAAGGGUGGCCGAGUGUGAUAUUCGUAUUCAGCUUCCUCAUGUAUCCAAGGAGCAUUGCAGGAUUGACUUGAAUGAAAAUAAAGAGGUUGUUUUGACUAAUUUGAGCUCAACGAAUCCCACCCGUGUCAACGGAGAGGCUUUGCAGCAGUCUGAGCGUUUGAAGAACGGAGAUGUGAUAACCAUUAUUGAUCGCUCUUUCAGGUUUGAGUACCCUCCUGCACCCACCCCAAAGAAGAGGUCUUCCAGAGGAGGCCUAACUGAAACCCUCAAAGUUCACCAAGAUCAGCAAGUUGGGGACAAGGUUUCCACUGAAGUUUCCACAGACCCUCAUCUGAAAGAUGGCACCAACCAAGAAAACAUCCAUCGAUCUCUGGAUAAAACCAUGGAGGUGGAGCCCAAGCAGGACAGCAGCCUGCAGCAAAGCAAAACCGCCUCCCCCUUCGGCGACCUGUAUCAAAUGAUCAAACAGUCCCUGGAUGUGAAGACCCCUGGAAAGUCUUCUGCCAGUGUCCUUCAAACCCCCACCUCCAGGUUUUGCACUCCAAGACCUGUUUCUGUCAGGAAAAAUGAGGGCAAAGCUGUCAUUUCAACAGAAGACACGAGCACUCCCCAGAAGGAAGAAGCUAAAGUCUCUGUUGUAGCUGAGGAAACCAAGGAGGCUGAAAAUGUUGGUAACACCACCCCAAAGUCUGCUAAGAAGCAGAGAAGGUCCUUCCAGACUCCUUCUACAGAGAUGGCCGCACCUGAAGUGAAAGCAGCUGAAAAUGCUGCCCAGUCUGAAGAGACUACUCCCCAGAAGAGAGUCCGUACACCCCCCCAGAGGUUUACAUGUGAGGAGUCGCCUGUGAGACGAAGAAGUAAGGAGGCAACACCUGCUGUUACUAAGGAACAAGAAGAGACCUCUCCCAUAACAGAGAAAGUGAAAGAGAAGUCCAAAAAACGCAAAAGUGGAGAAGUCGUGUCCGACAUGCCCGGACCAGAUAUGAAGAGGAAACGUGUUUCCUUCGGCAGCACACUGUGUCCUGAAUUAUUCGACAAGCGUCUUCCUCCUGAUUCUCCAUUGCGCAAAGGUGCAACACCGCGUGUGUCCAAAACCAAGAACUCCCUCCUGAGACGAGCAUCCGCCAGUGGCUUGUUAGAGGAGUUUGAAGAUGAAGAAAGUCCUGCAAAAAAGAAGACUCCUGCAAAGAAAUCACCCAAAUCCAGGACCCCCUCUCCCAAGGCUGCAAGGGGAAGGUCUUCCUCUGUCGGUGGAUCUCCAGCAGCCCUGACUCCGAGUGUCCAAGGGCGUUUCUCUGUGUCACGCAUCAUCACACCAUCUCCUGGAGCAGAAGAUGUUGUUCCUGUUGCUCCUAAAGUAACCCAGAGGAGGAGGAGCACCUCACGGGAUACUCCAAUUUGCGCAACAUUAAUGCGCAGAAGAAGUGGCAUUUCACGGGCAUCUAUGAAAGUCAACAAUUCCUGGGCAGACAUUGUGAGAUUUGGGCCAACUAAGCAUCAAGUCUUUGCUCCAGUUAUACAUAUGGUUACCAAAAAGACAACAAAGGCGGCUGUGCCCAAACCACAGACUCCUGCGAGAAACAUCAUGGGCCAUGUCAGCACUGGUCACGCGGAUUCCCCUGUUACCAUUGUUGUGGGCAGAGCUCAACAAAGAGUUGUUCCAACUGGCGCUGCACCAAGACUGGUCCCUAAUCUUGCACUCCUUAAAAAGAACAUGAAAAUGGACGAGGACUUCACUGGAAUUUCUGAAAUGUUAAAAACCCCUGCGGUGAAGAAGAGAUCUGUAAUCAAUGAGAACAACGCCCUAAAGACUCCAGUGGGAGCAUCUGUGGUUGAACCAUCAGUGCUGAACACACCAGAGGAAUCAGGUGAGAUGAUGGUGUCUCCACUGACCGUGUCGUCUUCAGUGAAAGGCAGAAGCUACAACAGUGAAGCAGUGCAGCGCCUCCUCAAUGAUGAAGAUGAAGAGUCUAGCUGCAUCAGUGAAUUGCCCGUCUCCAGCGAGCAGCAGUGCACAGAUCUGAAGACCUCCGCAACAACUCCCAAACAGAAGCCAGAACUACCAGAGUGUCUCACCGGAGUGAAGAGGAUCAAGAAGACACCAAAACAGAAGUCCGAGCCGAUCGAAGACCUGAGAGGGAAGAUUCUGAAAACUCCUAAGCAGAAGCGUGAACAACAGGAAGACUGUCUCACCGGAGUGAAGCAGAUGAUGGCGACUCCUAAACAGGAAGCUGUAGAGGACAUCAAGGUGGAGCUGCUGACAACUCCCAAUGAGAAGGUUGAACAACAAGAGGCCGUCGUUGAGGUGGUUUGUGAGACCCCACAAAAGGAUGCUGAACCCAUCGAAGACCUUCAAGAAAAUGUCCUGGAAACUCCCAAAGCUCCAGAAGCAGAAGCCACACGUGUGGAUGAUGUUGAGGAAACUGAAGAGACACCGGUGCAAGAAUCUGAGGAGGCAUCUGAAACGACCGACAUGUUAAGUGCGAGCAGUGUGGCCCCAGCGGAACUUGUAGACUUCACUCAGGAUGAUACAGUUGAUUAUACUUGUUGUGAAGUCAAAGCAAAAGAGCCACAAGAUGAUGUGCCAUCAGAUGUCAAGGAUGUUCCCGAAGUUAACAUGGAGAAAGCAGAUGCAAAUGAUGUCGUCGACGAUAUUGAAUCAUCAGAUGCCGCCAAAACUGUCUCUGAAGCCCCUGUAGAUGAGAUUGUAGCUGUGGAAGAACCCAAAAUGGAGACUGUUGAUGAUGAUGUAUCCGAAGAACCAGAAGUGGUCACAGUAGAUGAGAAGGUUACUGAAGAACAACCUAUGGAAGAUGCCGUUGAGAAGGUAUCUGAAGAAAAACCCAAAGUAGACACCGUAGAAGAGACUGCAUCCAAAGAACCUAAAGUGGAAACUGCUUCUGAAAUAGUCACAGAAAUGGACACUGCUUCCUCAAAGCCUGACCAGAAGAAAAAAUCUGUUCGAGGCAGAAGGACCAAGACGGUUGAACCUGAAGAAGCUGAUGGUCAACAGGAAGCAGUAGAACAAUCUGAAGAGCCUGUCAUCCCUACACCAUCCAGAGGAAGAAGGGUGAAGAACACUGAAGCAGCUGCCUCAUCUGCUGUCAAGCAAAUAAAAAGAGGCAGAGAUGCUAAGUCUGAAGAAAGCCAAGAUGUUGAGCUCCCAGUUGAGGAAAGUGAGCCUCUUCCCACCAAAGCUGCUCCUAAGCCUAAACGAGGAAGCGCUGUUAAAAAAGCUUCUGAGGUCCAAGAGGUUCCCCUCGUCAGUGCCACAAACUCGCUCAAACGUGUCGGGAAGGGAAAUCAAGCUGCUGAAGAGAAGAGUGACGAAGAGGCCAGCUCCGGUCAGAAAAUCAAGGGGGGCGAAAAAAGAAGUUGCCCAAGCCGUUCCAGUGAAGAAAGCCCGUCGAGGUGCAGCUCCAACCCUCGAGGAGACGAGCGAAGAAUCUACAGUUUCAGAGCCGGCACCAGCUCCAGUAGAGCCGGUCAAAAAGGGGAGGCGGGCAGCAGCAAAGCCCGCCACAGUGACCAGCGAGCCAGCUAAUCCCACUGAAGAUUCAAGCAGCGCUGUUCAGGAAGACUCCAAAACACCCAAAAGGAAGGGAAAACAAGCUGCUGUAGAACCAGAGGAAAAGCCAGAACCUGAGGCUGAAGAGAAGAGUGAAGAAGAGCCAGCUCCGGUCAGAAAAUCAAGGGGGGCGAAAAAAGAAGUUGCCGUUCCUGUGAAGAAAACCCGCCGAGGUCCAGCUCCAACCCUCGAGGACACGAGCGAAGAAUCCACAGUUUCAGAGCCGGCACCAGCUCCAGUAGAGCCGGUCAAAAAGGGGAGGCGGGCAGCAGCAAAGCCCGCCACAGUGACCAACGAGCCAGCUAAUCCCACUGAAGAUUCAAGCAGCGCUGUUCAGGAAGACCCAAAAACACCCAAAAGAAAAGGAAAACAAGCUGCUGAAGAGAAGAGUGAAGAAGAGCCAGCUCCAGUCAGAAAAUCAAGAGGGGCGAAAAAAGAAGUUGCCCAAGCCGUUCCAGUGAAGAAAGCCCGUCGAGGUGCAGCUCCAACCCCCGAGGAGACGAGCGAAGAAUCCACAGUUUCAGAGCCGGCACCAGCUCCAGUAGAGCCGGUCAAAAAGGGGAGGCGGGCAACAACAAAGCCCGCCACAGUGACCAGCGAGCCAGCUAAUCACACUGAAGAUUCCAGCAGCGCUGUUCAGGAAGACUCCAAAACACCCAAAAGGAAGGGAAAACAAGCUGCUGUAGAACCAGAGGAAAAGCCAGAACCUGAGGCUGAAGAGAAGAGUGAAGAAGAGCCAGCUCCAGUCAGAAAAUCAAGGGGGGCGAAAAAAGAAGUUGCCCAAGCCGU
This is a messenger RNA of Gymnodraco acuticeps, 4690 nucleotides long. It is a transcript of the gene mki67, whose product is annotated as marker of proliferation Ki-67. Gene Ontology annotation, molecular function: protein binding. Gene Ontology annotation, biological process: regulation of mitotic nuclear division; regulation of chromosome segregation. NCBI's taxonomy places the organism in Eukaryota, Metazoa, Chordata, Actinopteri, Perciformes, Bathydraconidae. Gene Ontology annotation, cellular component: chromosome; nucleus. The record is from RefSeq and is a predicted model, not a curated record.